Messenger RNA from Xenopus laevis (African clawed frog), 2952 nucleotides. RefSeq names its product mucosa-associated lymphoid tissue lymphoma translocation protein 1 (gene pcasp3.L). The transcript is spliced from 15 exons. The coding region runs from base 293 to 2194 and encodes 633 amino acids. NCBI's taxonomy places the organism in Eukaryota, Metazoa, Chordata, Amphibia, Anura, Pipidae. The record is from RefSeq and is a predicted model, not a curated record.
GUUUCACUUUCACUGCGGCCUCCUACGCUAUUGGCCAGUAUCGGAGCUCGUAUUCCUUCUGUGACACACUGCGAGCCAACGAGGAAGUGGCUGUUUGCGAGAUAAAAUCAUGGCUUUUAUUGAGAGCUUCUUAUAUGAGCAGCCGGCAGUGGCGAGCCAGUCAUUCCUCAGGUGAGUACUUGCACACAAUCCCGCGGGUCUAGCCUGAGCUGGUUUUGAUAACCACAAAGUUUAGCAACGUCCUAAUAUGUGAUGCCAUCUUGGUCCAGCUUGGAUCACCAAAUGAGCAACUAUGUUGAAAGACAUUGUUAUUACAGAGCACCCAGUGUGUGCCUGUGUUCCCAGAGACUUCCCCCUCACCCUGCGCUGCCGAGCCCAGGGCUCUUCAUCUCUCUACUAUCAGUGGUUUCUGCAUUCUGAGACUUUUUGUAAAGAAAUUCCUGGGGCUAACCAGCCAGAUCUCCACAUUGUGGCACAACAAACACAGUUGUAUAUCUGUCGAGUAAAUGAUCAGCAUCACCACAUUGCAUUCAGUCACUGGGUAAAAGUCAAAGUCCUGAAAGAUAUCAAUAAAGAUUUUGUACCGCAUGGAUGGGAGGGUGACCCGAUCUUCAUAAUGAACCCAAACCCUGUUCACCUGACAUCCCAACAACCAGUGCAAUUACAGUGUUGUGCCAUAGGGAUCCCAGCCCCCAAGUACCAGUGGUAUCAGAAUGGACAAUGUUUGCCACAUAGAAGAGGGAGGAAGAUGCAGAUAAAAGCUGUAAAGCCAAAGGACUGUGGAAGUUACCUGUGCUGUGCCACUAAUUCCAAAGGGGAGAGGUGGAGUGAACCUGUUGAACUCACACGUGGACACUGCCCUUCAAGACAGGAUAUUUAUUUUGCGGCAGGGAAAGUUGCUUUAAUAAUUGGCAACAAUUGUUACUUGAACCAUCCCAACCUCCUGGCCCCAGUGGUAGACGUGUGUGAGCUAUCCAUUCUUCUUAAGAAGCUGGGGUUCUUUGUGAUAUCACUGGUGGACUUGACCCAUAGUGAAAUGCUGACAGCAGUUAACAAGUUCCUUCAGUUUCUGGACAAAGGGGUGUACGGGUUAUUUUACUAUGCUGGCCAUGGCUAUGAACGGUCUGGGAGAAAUUACAUGGUUCCCGUUGAUGCUCCGCAACCCUACAGGCCUGAGAACUGCAUCAGUGUACAGAAUAUUCUGCAGAAGAUGCAGGAAAGGAGAACAGCUUUGAAUGUUGUACUCUUAGAUACGUGUAGGAAAUGGUAUAAUGCUGACUGUGGAUUAUCAAAAGUGAAUCCUCUCAAACCAUUUGGAAACACUGUCUACGGCUACGCCACGUGUGAGAAUGCAGAGGCCUAUGAGGUACAGGAUGGAAAUUCCAGCUCUGGGAUAUUCAUGACAUAUCUAAAGAAACAUAUUUUAGAAGAAAAAAAGGUUACCCACAUGCUGGAAGAUGUCCUAGAAGAUAUUGGAAGAGACCCUUUGAUAACAGGAAAGCAAGUCAUGGAAAUCAAACACACACUAACAGAGUCUCGAGCUUUGACUGACAGGAUCUGCAGCCUACAAAGUGAGCGCUUAAACAGAAAAACAUUGGACAAGGAGAAUGAGCUGCCAAAACAGAUAUUGCUGUUCCCAUGCGGAGUUGAGGUAGAACUGAGCUUCCAGUCUGUAUUCUCCAACAUCAUCCAUGUUUUUGCCAGGUUGAUCCAAACUCCAUCAUAUAUGACUGACAUAAAAACCAUUCUUUAUAGAUCCUCUGACUUGGCAGAGCUUUCCAUACCAAACAACUGCAGACUGGGCCACGAGGACUCUCUUCUGGCUAUGGGAAGUAAAGAGGAAGCGGCAGACUGUAAGCUGAGACUUCCAGGACUACAAAAAUGUCAGAAUGACAUCUUCAUCAAACUUGACCUGCACUGCACAAACAUGGGCACAGGUGUCCGCUUACAAGAGAGCCUGGAGCACAAGAUUCCCAAACCUUGGGUAGCAAGAUUAUUCAGCCAGAAAGAUGCCUGUUUGUUGGACAGGAACAAUGCUGCUGGUAGUUCAGACAGUGGGACUGCAGUGAGACUGCAGAGCAACACAGACUCCCAUAAGAGACUGGGACAUGCAGGUGGAAAAUCUUUAGGAGCUCCGUCACAGUCAAGCAUUGAGCCUGAAGAAAAUGAUGAAGGUGACAUUUUUGCUGCUUAGUGAAAUGUCCUGCAUGGGCUAAAGACAUUAUCUCAGUAUGUUCCAAACACACAGACUGGAUUAUCAUAUAAGGACUAUGAAGCGGAUACAGCAAAAUCUGCCUAAUCUAACCUAUGCCUUUUUUUCAGAUGAAACAGACUUUAGUGCAGAACCUCAUAUCCCAUUUACUUAAGUGGGGAAAAGGCAGUGAUACAGUUCAGUGGGUUGUGCUCAGAAAAGAAACCCCCUUAUUUGCUUUCCCACAAGAUAUACACUUGUUUCAGAUGAAAGGUUAAAAAUAAAUACAGGUUAGGGUGCUGUUCUUCCCUCUCCUAGUCUGUAACAUGUUGUUGUUGAAGUAGAGCAAUAUUCUGCAGAUACACAAUGUGCUUACUGAACUAAUAUGCUCUAAAUAAACGUCUUUUCAGCAAGUGAACUGUAAAGAGGUUCCAGGUACUAUGAAUUUACAGGUCUAUAUAUUCAGUUCUCAUAAAAGCUAUGUUCCUUGCUGCCCUCAUACAAAGGACUGUUGAUUGUGCCAGUAAAUAUACUUAGGUCUGCUCCAUCUUUAAGUCUUAUGGUACAAGCAUUUCUACAAUACUGCUACAUGUCUGUAUUAAACUGAAAGAUCCAUUUUCAGUAAUCCUACCCAAACAGUACUGUUAGGGGCCGAUUCACUAAAUUCGAGUGAAGGAUUCGAAGUAAAAAAAACUUUGAAUUUCGAAGUAUUUUUUGGGCUACUUCGACCAUCGAAUGGGCUACUUCGACCUUCGACUACG